This is a messenger RNA of Acytostelium subglobosum LB1, 945 nucleotides long. RefSeq lists its product as hypothetical. Bases 1 to 945 code for a protein of 314 amino acids. The record is from RefSeq and is a predicted model, not a curated record. The transcript has 3 exons. NCBI's taxonomy places the organism in Eukaryota, Evosea, Eumycetozoa, Acytosteliales, Acytosteliaceae.
AUGACAUCAAGAAUAUAUUAUACUUUGGCUAUAUUUGUUUUGUUGGCCACUAUAACCUGGUAUCCAGUGUUGUCUUUAGAGCCAUCAUAUGCAUAUACCUUCACCAACAAGUACAAUGUUGAGAAUUCAACUAUUUACUCUCUAUUCCAAACAGUACAAUUGUCCAAUGGUACAGUAGGAAAUCAAACCCUCCUCCAUCCUUUGGAGAAAACAUUGGCUGCUUUUGUAGACCAAACAAACACUGAUUAUUUGGUCUACUUUGGAUACACUGGUGAGGAGUUUGUUCUCCAACAACUUGAUACUCAAAGUGGAGAAACAAAUCAACUUGGAACUAUUCUUCCUGGUAAUCAUCCAAAUGAAUUCUAUCUCUUUGGAUACGAUCCAAAGGCACAAAUCAUUACCAAUCUCUACCUUGAUAUUAACUAUGAGCUCUACCUCAUCCAAUGGGACUUUGCCAACAACAUCUGUACCAAUACUUCACUUAAUAUCACCAACCCAAAUGCUUUGAGUGGAGCUUAUGAUCCAGCUUCGGGAGAGUAUUAUGUAUCCUAUUACUUGAAGAAUGAUGUACAAAAGUUGAUGUCAUACAAUAUCUUUACAAAGACAUUGUCGUCACCAAUGAACACUGCUUUGGAAAUGUUUGAGAUGUUCAUGGUCAAUGGUAAUCUCUAUGGCACACAAGUGAUUCAACAACCCAACACAUUUGAGCUUAGUCUCAUUCUCCAGAGCCUACUUCCAACACCUACGAUCGUUGCCACCUUCAACUCUUAUGUUGUGAUGCCAACUACAUUCAUGGCAGACUCAUCAAACGUCUUGUUCUUGACCACUGACUCCCUCUCGGCCACCAACAUGACAUUGAUCAUCUUGGAUGUGGCCACUCAAGAGACUACCAACUACACUACUCCCUUCUUCAUGGACAGUGUUUCGUUUGCAGUGUUGCAAUAG